AUGCCGGAUCCCUUCGUUGAGCUGCGAAAUGCGCGACAGACGAAGAAUGGUUUCCUCAAGUACUUUCACGAGGAAAUCUUCAAUCUAAACUUUUACCGGGCACACAUGUUAUACUUCAUUAUCAUCAUUGCCAUCUCGUCGGUCAUUGUCUACGGGCAGGGUAUAGCAAAUGGACCAAAGGAGAUUGGCGGCGCCCACCUCACUUAUAUGGAUGCACUUUUCCUCUGCUGUAGAUUGAACCCCGUGGACCUAGGCGACGUAUCUGGGUUCCAGCAAGCUGUCUUCUGCAUCUUGAUGAUCAUCGGAAAUAUCCCUUUUGUCUCAACAGCCGUUGUGUUGAUCCGAAGAACGUUGUUCCGCAAGAAGAUGGCAGAUGUGGUGAAGCAUUCGCACACAAUGCGGAGACUGGUCCAAGAUAUCGAAGACAACCGGCAUACAGGCAGAGAAGAAAGUAGCCGCAACGGAAGCUUGAGACAGAGGCCAGCGGGAGAGCCCAGUUUACCCGCGAAUGGCAAGCAAAGGCAGAGAGACAGAUCACCAAAGAAGUUACCACCACUUUCAAAGAGCCGCACCUACCAUUACCAGACAGGAUUUGGCUUCAUCCCAACGCCAUGGGAAACCAAGCUUGCGCGCAACUUCUUCAGUCGCAUCUUCGAUAAGCUAACCAGCGAGCUGAAGCCUGAACAGCAUGACUACGUAUCUUUCAAGCCACGGUUGGAUUCCAAAGGCCGAUUCUUGGAGCUUAGCGAGCACGACAGGCUUGAACUAGGAGGAGUGGAGUAUCGCGCACUUCAAGCUUUACUCAUGAUUUUGGUUGGCUACCAAGUAUUUUGGUACUGCAUCGGGGUACUAUUCCUGGUACCAUACGCAUACCGCAAUGACAUCAAGAACGUGCUGAACGAAGCACAACCGAACGGGGUGAAUCCUGGCUGGUGGGCCUUUUUCUGUACCGCCACCGAGUUUGCCAACGGUGGGCUGAACGUUUUGAACGCCAACUUCAUUCCUUUUAGCGGCAAUCCCUACAUCCUGCUCGUCGCGGGAGUUUUAGCUUUCGCCGGCCAAACCCAGUUUCCGAUCUUCCUCCGAAUGCUAAUCUGGACCAUGAAAAAGUUGUGUCCUAUGGGAUCCAGAUUUAGGAACACGCUGGAGUUCCUCCUACAACAUCCACGACGAUGCUUCAUCUAUCUGUUCCCCAGCCGCGAGACAUGGUAUCUUUUCGCUAUACAAUUUGUCAUCGACGUCACAGCAUGGCUUUGCUUUGAGAUUUUGAACAUCGGCAUGCCAGACGUCGAAGCGCUUCCUAUAGGCACCCGAAUCCUCGAUGGCCUUUUUCAGGCGACAGGGCUGCGUACAAGUGGAGCCUAUAUAAUCGGUUUUGGUUCUCUAGCACCAGCAUGUCUCGUCGCCUAUCUCGUCAUAAUGUACAUAUCUAGCUACCCCAUGGUACUGACAUUACGAAAGACGAACACGUACGAAGAACGUUCUAUCGGGCUAGAAGAGCACGACAGUAGUGCCGCUGGUAUAGCAUCGCAUCUCCAGAAACAGCUGGCUUACGACAUCUGGUUUCAGUUCUUUGCUUUCUUUCUUGUUUGUGUCAUUGAGCGUGGGCACAUUCUGCGCCAAGAUCCUGGUUUCAAUGUCUUCUCAAUACUGUUUGAGGUCACGUCCGCAUACGGCACCGUUGGCUUAAGUACCGGAAUCCCAGGCAAAGACUACAGUCUCAGCGGCUCGUUUGCUAGUUUGAGCAAGGUUGUCAUGCUGUUCGUCAUGGUGAGAGGUAGGCAUCGCGGAUUACCGCUUGCCAUCGACAGGAGUAUACUGUUGCCUGGGGAAGAAUUGAUGCGACGCAUGGACGCAGAAUAUAGUGCGCAAGGCAGAAGCAGUCCCGAAGAGGUGGAAGAGCUUGUAAACGACAUCGAGGAAAGUGGAAAGUAUCGUCCGGAGACGGGGAAGGGGGAGCAAGAUCCAGAGGAAAGGACCCCAUCUCAAUUGAGGGCUGAGACGGACAAAGAUUGUGCACGAUGGGAGUGA
Messenger RNA from Cucurbitaria berberidis CBS 394.84, 2031 nucleotides. Its product is annotated as potassium transport protein-like protein 1. Gene Ontology annotation, molecular function: high-affinity potassium ion transmembrane transporter activity. The coding region runs from base 1 to 2031 and encodes 676 amino acids. The transcript is spliced from 6 exons. The record is from RefSeq and is a predicted model, not a curated record. Gene Ontology annotation, cellular component: plasma membrane. Gene Ontology annotation, biological process: potassium ion import across plasma membrane; intracellular potassium ion homeostasis. Lineage: Eukaryota; Fungi; Ascomycota; Dothideomycetes; Pleosporales; Cucurbitariaceae.